AGUGGCGCAGAGACUGGCCCUGCGGCUGGCUGCAAAUCUGCCCUCAGCAGUUCCUCUCCCGCUGGCGGUCUUCUGCUAGUGGCGCAGCGGUGCGAGAACUUCCGCGGCCUCGCGCGGGCCCGCGAGCGCCUAACUAAUCGACGCGCACCGUCUUCACCGAGCGCCAUGGCCCUGACAGGCGCGCCCGAGGCGGCCGGGCGCUGCCUGCUCCUCUGCCUGCUUGGGCUUCUGCUAAUGGCGAGCCCUGCGCUGGGCUGGGACGACCCUGACAGAAUAUUGUUGCGGGAUGUAAAAGCUCUUACUCUGUACUAUGACCGCUAUACCACCUCCCGGAGGCUGGACCCUAUCCCACAGUUGAAAUGUGUUGGAGGCACAGCUGGUUGUGAUUCCUACACUCCAAAAGUCAUACAGUGUCAGAACAAAGGCUGGGAUGGUUAUGAUGUACAGUGGGAGUGUAAGACCGAUUUGGAUAUUGCAUACAGAUUUGGAAAAACUGUGGUGAGCUGUGAAGGCUAUGACUCCUCUGAAGACCAGUAUGUACUUAGAGGUUCCUGUGGCUUGGAGUAUCAGUUAGAUUAUACGGAGAUUGGCCUGAAGAAAUUGAAAGACUCUGGGAAACAACAGGGCUUCUCUUUCUCUGAUUAUUAUUAUAAGCUAUACUCUGCAGAUGCCUGUGCCACUGGUGGAUUGGUUACCAUCGGAGUGCUGCUAACUAUUGCCUUUGUAGUUUAUAAGUUGUUUCUUAGUGAUGGGCAGCAUUCACCUCCACCAUACUCUGAGUAUCCUCCGUAUUCCCAGCAUCACCAGAGGUUCACCAACUCGGCAGGAGCCCCUCCCCCAGGCUUUAAGUCUGAAUUCACAGGACCACAGAACACUGGCCAUCGUGCAGCUUCUGGUUUUGGCAGUGCUUUUGCAGGACAACAAAGAUGUGAAAAUUCAGGACCAGGGUUCUGGACUGGCAUGGGAGCUGGAGGACUAUUAGGAUAUUUGUUUGGCAGCAAUAGGGCAGCAACACCAUUUUCAGACUCGUGGUACCACCCUUCCUAUCCUCCUCCGUACACUAGCACAUGGAACAGUCGUGCUUACUCAGCACCUCGGGGAAACCUAGGGGGCUAUUCGGCAUGUUCAGACUCAGAGAUGAAAACCAGAACAGCGUCAGGCUAUGGUGGUACUAGACGACGAUAAAGAAAGUUGAAGUUGAACACUGGAAGCAAAGUUUCUGAGUUUUCAUCACUUUCUCUUUAAAAAAAGUGCUACCUGCUAACAACUGGGGAAGGGAAAUAUUCAAAAAUCUGUGGUGUUUUGUCCUGUGCAGCUUUUUUGUAUUUUAUUAUUUGUGGCUAAGAGUUGGUAUAUGACAAAAUGCUUAUUUAUGAUAUAUUAGUAUAACACACAGGUGUAUAGUGAAGUUUUUGAAAGUGAUGAUUUCUGUGGAAUGCUAAAAAUUUAUUAUUUGCUUAUAAAACUUGUGAAACCACUGUAAACAUUACUAAUGAAAAAGUCAUACCAGUAGAAACUGGUAAAGAAAAUAUCAGUCUUUUGUGGUUUUAGUGGAUGAGUCUUUACCUCAUAGAAACAGUAAUCUAUUUGGUAUUACGUUAUUGUUCAAAUGUUUGUGUUUGGUAUUCUUCAAAUAUUUAAACCAAGCUUUGGACUACUAAUUAUGCUAAUUUGUAGGUUCUGAUGACUUCUGAGCUCUGGAGCUCUGAGUCCUUUAGUGGUGGUAGGCUUCUGGUAAGUGAGAAUUACCUUUCAUAAGUAAAGGUAGAAAAUGAGCACCUAUUAAAGAAAUAAACACCUAGAAGGUUGUGAA
Chinchilla lanigera (long-tailed chinchilla) is the source of this 1813-nucleotide messenger RNA. RefSeq names its product store-operated calcium entry-associated regulatory factor (gene Saraf). Gene Ontology annotation, biological process: regulation of store-operated calcium entry. NCBI's taxonomy places the organism in Eukaryota, Metazoa, Chordata, Mammalia, Rodentia, Chinchillidae. The transcript has 6 exons. Bases 166 to 1185 code for a protein of 339 amino acids. Gene Ontology annotation, cellular component: endoplasmic reticulum membrane. The record is from RefSeq and is a predicted model, not a curated record.